AUGGAACAAUCGUCAGAUCAAGAAAUCUCUUCUCCUUCAAAACUAGAAAUUCAUGUAUCCAAGAAAUCUCGAUUUCUUCUUUGGAUUUGGUUUUUAAUGACAAUCUCCAUUUUUAUUAUAAUUAUAUUUUUCAUUAUAUUCAUUCGUAUUCAAUCAGUAUUCUUUGUCCUUGAUGACAAACCUAAUAUUGAAACCACGAUCAUCUCACAAAGAUCUACAAGAGCAACUCGAGUGAAAUUAAUGUCUACAGAAAUGAUAACAUCAAAGCCAAGUAAUAUUUCUCGCGUCAUUCCCUGUAAUCCAUUAAAAUUUUCAAAAUAUUCAUCAUAUUCAACUGGAAGAACUCCUUGGUCACUUAGUAGUGGUCAUUUAGAUGAAGACCCAUAUCUUGAUAUUGUUGUUGUUUUUCGAAGUAUUGCUACAUUUCGAUUAUAUUAUGGUAUCGGAAAUGGAACAUUUCAACCAGAAAAAGAAUAUGGCAAUUAUCCAUAUCCAGUUUAUGUUGCUGUUAAAGAUAUAAAUCAUGAUAAUAAAUCCGAUAUAAUAAUACCUUUUCUUGGUAUAGAAACAAUUGGAAUUUUCAUUAAUAGGGGAAGUCGCAGUUUUAGUUCAAUAGAAAAACAUUACACUGGAUAUUAUCAGAUCGACUAUUAUCCAUACUGGAUCGAUAUAUCAGAUUUUAAUCAUAAUUCACUAUUAGAUGCUGUUGUUGUUAAUGGUCAUGAUGCUUCUGUAACUAUUUUCUACGAUUAUUCUAAUUCAAAUUUUACCUAUACAAAAAUAUAUCCAACUGGACAUGAUUGUAUAGCUGUGUCAAUUGCAGAUUUUGAUAAUGAUACUUAUAAAGAUUUUGCUGUUACUGAUUAUAGUGAUAAUACAAUAAGUGUUUACAUAAAUGAUAAAAAUGGAUUUUUUAAACGGCGAAAAAAAUAUCAAGCUGGAGUCGCACCAUGGGGAAUGACAACUGCUGAUUUAAAUAAUGAUCAAUUCGCCGAUAUUAUUGUUGCUAAUCAUGGUUCAUCCAUAGUUAGUGUUUUGUUUAAUGAUGGACAAGGACAUUUUUAUAAACGCGAUACGUAUUAUAUUGGCGGUAGGCCAAUGCCAGUUGCAGUAGCUGAUUUAAAUAAUGAUUCAUUUAUGGAUAUUAUUGCUUCGAAUUAUAAGGAUAAUUUCAUUUAUAUCUUUUUGAAUAAUCAAGAUGGAACAUUUCUCCCUUAUCAAACAUUUCAAACUGAUCCUGAAAUCCUUGCAAUAAUAACAGGAGAUUUUAAUCUUGAUGGCAAAAUAGAUAUUGCUGUUACUUCUGAAGGAAAAGAUACUUUAAAUAUUCUUUUAAAUUUAUGUUAA
This is a messenger RNA of Adineta ricciae, 1347 nucleotides long. NCBI's taxonomy places the organism in Eukaryota, Metazoa, Rotifera, Eurotatoria, Adinetida, Adinetidae. The record is from the annotation of a GenBank genome assembly.